AUGAAUAUAGGUUUGGGACAACAGAAACACUUCCUCAGCUACAAGUUUACAGCCGAUUGCAAAGCAAACACACACCCUGUGUUCAAAGCUGUGUGUGUGUGUGAUGGCAGAGAGAUUGCUCAAUACAGUAAUGAAGAAAGAGUCUGGAUAAGAUCGAGUCUGACUGCAGAUGACUGGAUCAAAGCUCCUGCAGAACCACCUGAGUCUAGAGAGUGGUUCAUGCAUCAGUUAAACACGCUGUCAAACUGCUCAGACUCACAGUGUUCUGAGCUCCAUGUUCUUCAGAGAAUAACUGGUUGUGAACUGGAGAAACAUUCUGAUGGAACAGUGAAGAGUCUGACUGUCUUUGAUGAAUAUGGAUUUGAUGGAGAGGAUUUCAUUGUCUUUAAUUCUGACGCUCUGCAGUGGAUUGAUAAAAACCCCAAAGCUAAAGAAACUCAAAUGAAAUGGGAUCAGCAAACAGAACGAAACCAACUCCUGCAGCAUUACCUCAAGACCUGCAUACACUGGAUCUCCACAUGUAAUAACACUAAAAAGA
Molecule: messenger RNA, 538 nt
Organism: Sinocyclocheilus grahami
Lineage: Eukaryota; Metazoa; Chordata; Actinopteri; Cypriniformes; Cyprinidae
Product: major histocompatibility complex class I-related gene protein-like
Exons: 3
Biological process (GO): immune response
Cellular component (GO): external side of plasma membrane
Source: RefSeq, a predicted model, not a curated record